Molecule: messenger RNA, 3447 nt
Organism: Paramisgurnus dabryanus
Lineage: Eukaryota; Metazoa; Chordata; Actinopteri; Cypriniformes; Cobitidae
Gene: ube2q2
Product: ubiquitin-conjugating enzyme E2Q family member 2
Source: RefSeq, a predicted model, not a curated record
GAGAGAGACUGGGAUCAGCUGCGCGCUCGCAGUUCUCGGUGAGUCCCUUCCCCCCGCGGCCUGGCUCCUGAUGAGAUGAGUGGAAGAUGUCGGUGUCGGGGCUGAAGGCCGAAUUAAAGUUCCUGGAGUCAAUCUUUGACCCAAAUCAUGAACGAUUCCGAAUAAUAGAUUGGAAACCAGACGAACUGAGCUGCCAGUUUAAUGUGACGGGAGAAAAGCUACUCAUUAUUCACUGCAAUAUCACGGAGUCUUAUCCUUUAACCCCACCAAUAUGGUUUGUUGACUCUGAUGACCCAAGUUUAACCGAGGUCCUUGAACGUCUAGAAGAUGUUCGAAGAGGCAAUACUCUGCUCCUUCAGCAGCUGAAAAGGCUGAUAUGUGAUUUAUGUCGACUCUAUAACCUGCCCCAGCAUCCUGAUGUGGAGAUGCUGGACCAGCCACUUCCUGCUGGACCCAUCAAUCAAGACAGGAAGCAUGGGACAACAGAUGAAGUAACCUCGGAAGAAGAGGAGGAGGAGGAAAUGGUAGAGCAGGAUAUAGAAGAUCUCGACCACUAUGAAAUGAAAGAGGAGGAACCAGUUGAUGGAAAAAAGUCGGAGGAUGAUGGUAUUGAAAAGGAGAAUUUGGCCAUUCUGGAGAAGAUCCGCAAGAAUCAGAGGCAGGACCACUUGAACGUAAGUGUCCAUUCGGGUGCAGUCUCUGGUUCAGUUCAGGCCUCUGACCGUCUCAUGAAGGAACUCAGGGAGAUCUAUAGAUCACAGAGUUAUAAGACGGGUAUCUAUUCGGUCGAGUUGGUCAAUGAUAGCCUGUACGAGUGGCAUGUCAAGUUAAGGACGGUUGACCCAGACAGUCCGUUGCACAGCGACUUGCAGGUUUUGAAGGAAAAAGAAGGCAUGGACUACAUUCUGCUCAAUUUCUCUUAUAAAGAUAACUUCCCCUUUGAUCCUCCUUUUGUACGGGUUGUGUCUCCUGUCCUGUCUGGAGGCUAUGUUCUUGGAGGAGGAGCGUUGUGUAUGGAGCUACUUACAAAACAGGGCUGGAGCAGUGCCUACUCAAUAGAGUCAGUCAUCAUGCAAAUCAACGCCACCUUAGUCAAAGGAAAAGCCAGAGUGCAGUUCGGAGCAAAUAAGAAUCAAUACAAUCUUGCCAGAGCACAACAGUCAUACAAAUCAUUGGUUCAGAUUCAUGAAAAGAACGGCUGGUACACACCUCCGAAAGAAGAUGGCUAGAAGAAGCAUUACUGCAAACAUGGGAUAUCCGGUCUCAAACCCUUGCUUUAUUUUACCAAUGUUAUUCACCUUUUUGGCUUGAGUGUGAUGCUCUUGUGUAAGUGGAAACCAUCAAGAAAGCAUUUGGGUUCUUGGAAAUUUGCAUCAUCCUUACCUUCUGCAAAGCUGGACUUUUUUGACCCUAUCCCAUGCCUGUGUCGCUCUUCAGUGGUGUCUGUUUCUCACGCUCUUUCGUCAUUUCUUUUCUCGUACCAUGAUGGGAUGUUCAGAGCCUUGGUACUAAUAGGUUCCAAAUAACAUGGAAAUCCAUAUAGGUGGUUUUUGUUGCCUCCCAUCUUCACUUUUGGAUUAAAACACGAAUGGAGAUGCUCAACAGCGACACUGGAUCUGAUCCUCUUUGUCGGCUUUUAAAUGGCCCUGCCAUUUUGACUAAGUGGUGGUUUACUGAACUUAAAACAGGAAAUGGAUGCAACCAGAGACAAUGUGAAGACAAUGUGCCACCGCUCUCGUAUCUGUAGAGACUUUUCCUCAUGCAUUAUGAGUUAACAUAUACUGGUACAUUUAAUGCUGAUGUUGUUGAAGAAUCGUUACUUGCCACAAUUAUAUGCGUACGCUUGUAAGCAACCCUAUUGUUAAUAAUGAUAAUGGCGAGAACGAGAGAAAGGGCGGAUAUAUAGCUCUGGAUCUCGUGUUUUUCCAUCGUAAAGGACGAAUUCCACUCGAUUUCCUUAUUGCUCGCUUUUAGCAUGUGGCUGAUCUGACCAAUAAUGGACAAAUGUAAACUUUGGCUUUGAAUGGUUGAAGCAGAACAUGCCAUUGCUCUAUAAUUCAACGGAGCUCAACUUGUAUACUUGUAAAUGGAUAUGAGGCGUCUUAAAUGUGGUGUUUAUGUGAAGUGGGGGCAUUUAUCGGAAUUUUCAAGCAAGGACUCUGUCGAUGGGGGAAAGUUGUCGUUGCUCAAUGGGGGUAAUAUCUUAAAAAUUGUAUUUAUAUAAGUGAUAUGAACAUAACUUCAUUUUUUUUUGUUCCCACUCCUUACUGUUGCUGUUUUACAAGAUGUUCAAUUUCUGCUACAUACAUUUGAGGUUAAUAUCAGCAGCGCUUCAAUAUGCUGUCAGUUUUCGAGUACUGUCUAUUUCCUUUUGUGAGCAUAGAUUAAAAUCAUCAAAGUACGUAAUCCAGUUCUCAUAGCACAACACUACAAGAUCACUGUUUUUGGUAUAUACCUCUCAGAGUCUUAAUGGUCAAUGCAUUCACAGUAUAAGAAAACUUCAUAUUGCCCCCCAAACUGUGUUGCAGUGUAUUACAAUUAAAACAAGUGAAUGAUCAAAGGCUGGUGUAUCUGAAGGUUUUCAUUGAAAACUCAGGAAAAUCCAUUUUGUCCACAAACCUUAUAUAGUCUUUUAAUUUUAUCCGGACACUUUAAGAACAGAACAUCUCUUUGCUUCGUUAAGUGAAGCAAGAGUAGUUUGCCAGCUUCAUCUAUUAGUAGUAUUUAAUGAAUGGGUUUAUUUCUAUAUUGACAAGUGUUAUAGUAACUGGACAACUCUUGACUAUAAGUAAAAAAAAAUAAGAAUAGCAAUAUUACCUUUGUUUAAACAAUAUUCUAAAUUCAAAACCUUCCUAGUUGUAAAUAAUUAAGGACACAGAAUGUUAUGGUUGUGAUUCUUGGGUCAGCACAUUUUAAGAGGGUCCAGAUUUGUAAUAUGCUAAUUUUUCCUGAGUGCCCAGCAUCACGUAACAGACAUAUUUAGCAUGAAUGCAAAAGUGAUCUUGUACACAACACAUGUAAAUGUAAUUCAUAAGAGCCGUUACAGAAUAACUCGAGUGUCUGUUUUGCAAGUUAAUGCUGUUGUUGUGCGCAGUCAGUUUCUUCGAAAAUUAAAAUAUUAUGAUUUUAUGCAUUAAGAUUUAUCGUCUCAACCCAUCAGCGUUCUCUAAAACCGAAUGAUUUGGGCUUGACCAACAUUUCUGUGACUUGAUAGUCUUUAGUUUUUCCUUGUCUGAACAGUGGUUUUUCUCUCUUCAACCCUCACAAUAACCAACAACAGAAUUUGGUGCCAUCUCAUAAUGGAAUGAUUCUCCAUGCUCACACUGUCCGCAUGCUUUCCGGGGUUUUUGGUUAGAUUUUUUUUCCAUGAUGAGAAUUUUGACCAUGUACAGUAUAUUUGUAAACUUGCAUCAAGUUUAUGAAUAAAGAAUUUUACGAGGAACCUCA